Salvia hispanica is the source of this 802-nucleotide messenger RNA. NCBI's taxonomy places the organism in Eukaryota, Viridiplantae, Streptophyta, Magnoliopsida, Lamiales, Lamiaceae. The record is from RefSeq and is a predicted model, not a curated record.
GUUCACAAUGCUUUCAAACUUGUUGUUGUUCAUUUGUUUCCUAAUUUCAUCCUUCAAUUUCACUGCCCAUUCUUAUAAUAACAAAUGCCUUCGUCAUCAGGAAACCAUGUUUCUUCAACUCAAGCAAGAGUUGAUCUUCAAUUCCGAUUUUUCAACAAAACUUGUGCGAUGGAAUGAAAGUGAUGUGUGCUGCAAGUGGCCCGGUGUGGAAUGUGAUGCUUCUGGCUACGUCGUUAGUUUGCCGCUUGAUGGUGAGGACAUUUCUGGUGGAAUUGGGGAUUCAUCGAGUCUCUUCAGAUUUAAAAAUAUGCAGAAGUUUAACCUUGACUGCAAUUACUUCAAUGAUGCCAUUCCAAAAGAAAAAGAUAGAAAAAGGUGCAAAAAGACCAAGGUGCAGCAGCCUCUGUUCGAGCCCAUUCUGCCAGAGAGUUUGAAGUCCAAUCAGUGCUUAAUUCAUACCAUUCUCUUUGUCUUCGAAAGAGCUUCGCGUGGAUAUCUCGCACGUCUCAAUCGGAGUUCUGUGGAGAAAGUUAUGACUAUUCUACGAACGUUGCGCAGUGCAGUCAAAGCUGACGGGAAUUUAGGCGGAAAUUCACGGAAGAAAAUAAAUUAUUAUAUUGUGAAGCCAAAUCUCUCCCAUAUCUUGAAGGCCACGAAAAUUAACCUUUUUCCAGCUUAUAAAUACCUCUAAACCUAAUUUUAAUCUUCAUCUCAGAGCCUCCAAUCCUUACCCCCUCUACACAUUCAUCGAUCUCAUAUUCCACACCUAAUCAUCCAUCUUCCAUUGGAGCGGAGCUCUGCA